AUGCCCGGUCCGUGCCAAUGGGUCUUUUUAGUUUGCCGAGAGGAUUGGAUUGAUCCUCGGAAGCUAGGGCCAGUGCAGAGGGCAAGCGCUCUUUUGCUUCCUUCAGGUGAGCAGGAGCGAUUGGAAGCGUUGAAGCAACAACACGCCGUGCUGGCUGGCAGUUUCAACUUUGGUGAGAAACCACCAAGCCGUGAUCUUGUGGUCAGAGGGGUGGCCAAGGUGAGCGCACGUUGCCCUUUCGCAGAUGAAUUGUCGCCGGGUUGGAGUGAUUCAUGCCUAGCUUUGAAAUAUGCAUACCACGGUGAAGCCAAAGAUUCUUACAACAUGGAGGUGCAUGAUACUUUUCUUUUUCCAGUGUGGGAGCAGAAGCUCUUGUUGACCCGACUGAAAUAUCCUCGUUGUUCAAAGACAAAGGUCCAAGUUCGAUGGAGCGAGUGUGAUGUUGGUGCAAAAUCGCACAAGACUUCCAUGGUGUUUUGCAUUGAAGAUUGGACCUUGGGCAAUGUCAGACCUUCGCAGCAAGAUGUUGCAGACAUGAGUGUAUGCAAACCUGCCAUGGAUAGCUAUUCAACGUUAGGCUCAUCUGUGUCGAAGCUGGAGGGCCUUAGUCAGCUCUCUGUUUUGUGCUUGCCAGCCGACCUUGUUUUUUCUGUUUUGUGCGGAGCGCAUCAUCAAGUGCCUAUGUUGGCUCGUUGGACGCACCGGUUUUUUCCUUCCUUGACAGAAGGUUUGUCUGCAGAGUGGUUAGGUCGUGUCACAGCAUCCAUCGACAAAGAAAGGGAUGAGGUGGGAGUGAGGGAAGAGCUGCUGACGCAUGAGGCUCUUCAAGGUCUCAUGUCCAAUUUCAGGAAAUUAGGCCAGCAGGUUAUUGAGGUGACCCUGGAUGAAGAUGAGGCCUGUGGCUUGAGUUUCGAGGUGAGUAGUCAGCUGCGACGUUUGCGGAACCAUUUGUAUGCCUUGCAGGUUUUGCGAUUCCCAGCUGCCUCAAAGGUUCGGCGGAUGAAAUUCCCUUCCGAUGCUUUGGUGCAACAAGUUCUCUCCAGCUUAGAUUUAAAGAAUAAAGCCACACUUCAAGCGCACGCAGCCAAAUUUGUCAACUUGCUGCCCUCCGCUUUGAGGCCUUUCCUUGAUAGCUGGGUUUCCAACAAGAUUGCCAGUGGUAGCACUUUGAACAGGAGUGAGUUGAUCCUAGAUAUGGCCUUGCAACUUCUGCAUAGAACGCGUUUGGGAUCGGCUGGUGAAGUUUUCAAGUUUGCGUGGGGAGAUGCCACUGACAAGUGGGACAUGGAAAUUUACAAUGCUCGGUAUCGCUGGCUCAAGAAAGCUGAUUGUGUACAACUGGCUCGUGCGUGGCGCUUUUUGUGCACACAUCCUUUCGUAAAGGAUAUGGAUAGGGAUCUUGCUCAGAAGCGGCGUGAGCUUUCAACUCUCUUGUUUCAAUCCAUCCACAUGCACACGCUCAUGCCGCAGCUCCGGGGCAACAAGAAAACAGCUUUGAGUGACAAGGUGUCUGCCCAUGUGCACGCUAGCUUGCUGGAAUCCGAGAACCUUAGCAAGUUGGAUGAACAUUUUGCCAGUCAUGUGUGUUGGUGCUCGGACAUGGGAACUGAAGCUGGCCUCCCCAGCUUUCAUGUCUUGCAGGCAGAGCAAGUGUUACCGGACUGGCUGCGGCCAUCCCGAGUGAACAUCCAACACGCUGAUGACGACGCGCUUGAUGUAGGUCCAGUGUUUGAACCAGGAGACGCUGACGUCCGAGCUUCGCCCCUCAUGCCUAACGCAGUUCAAGUUCCAGGCAUAUGCCACGCCAUUCACAAUGCCACAGGGAAGUUGAACGAUGCCUUUCAUGGCUUUGACGAUUUCCUUCAAAAGCUGAAAACACUGUACCGCUUCUUGGGCGACCCACAGCGUUGCAGUCGGUUUGUGGAAGUUGCGAUGAGGGGCACAUUGCAUUAUGACCGGGCCAAGCAGUUGUUCUUGAGGAAACUGACUUCAAUUUACACCGAGAGGUGGAAUGUUAUCGCCAUUUGUCUUGAAGAAUCUUUGCCAUUGCUCCUCUUUCUGCGUGCUCAUUGGGAUGAAGUUCGUUUCCUAGACACGCCUGAUAAGAAUGCUCCUUCUGCGAAAGCUGGUUGGUCCCCUUCUCAUGUCACAAACAUAGUGAAAGACAACUACUUUCUGGUGUUUUGGCGCAUGCAGCUUGCCAUUCGAAAGCUUUUGCUAAAGUUUACGUCUUGGGCAGAGGGGUGGGCGCAUCCUGUUGCAGAUGUUGCUCGCGCUGCUCUGACGCAUGCCAAGUCCUUGUGGGAUGCUUUGCCGCCAAAAGCCAAGGAUUGCCAGCACAGCGUUGCUCAGAAGCUUUUUGACAGCAAAGAGACUGUUUUGAACAAUCAGCUGAAUGCUUUCCUUGCUUCGUCGCAGACACUGGAAGACUACCCAGACUUGGAAGCUUAUCUUGCACCAUUCAGUUUCGUUCAAGUUGCGGAACGUUUGAUCGAGGCCGCUCAUAAAGACUUAGGCCACGCUCGCCCAAAGAACUUUCGCAUGACCAUGCUUUCUCUGAACAUGAGACUCCCUGAGUUGGACAAGUUCUUGGCUUUAAACCCACAAGGCUUUUCAAUGUUGGUGGAUGCAUUUGGUGAAGCCCGCGAGUUUGCCCAUUUUGCUGACAUGUUUCCAUGCCAUCGCAACCACCCUGAGCUACUGAAGGUUGGCCGGAGCAAGAAGCGAGAUUUGCUCUUAGCCUUCGCCCGUCAUGCAUUGUACCGGGAUUCCAUGAUGCAGUUUGCUGAGAAUGAAGAGGCUGUGCAGGUGUUGAAAUUGUUUACUCCAGUCUUGCUGCAGCCUUCUCAGAUGAGGCUUGCUGAAUCUUUUGGCAUCAAUGAAAUCCCUCAUGGGCAGAUGGCAGACACUUAUGAGCACAUUUUUGGAGGGAUGUGUCCAAAGGAUGCUGCCCGAAAAGCAUUGCAACAGAAGAGAAAGCAAAGCGUUCCUCUAGCUUUGGAAGCAGAUGUUGACUUAGCAGAUCAAGCUGAGGCAGAGCCCCGCCACGAAACUGCCAAGAGGUCUAGAGGUUUCAGCCCUGCCAGCGAUGAGGCUGAGGUCGAUCUUGGUCUUGAUGUUCCUCAAAGCCCCUUGGCAGACCCUCCUGAGGCGCAUUGCUUGAUGGCCCUGUGCUUGACCAGGCGGAAGGUGAGUCUGGAAUACCUUCGUCUUCAGGUGGUGACGCUGCCCCAAGCUCUGGUUCCAAGCCGCAUGUUUGAGGAUGCCAGUGAGGAGGCGAGGCGCGAGCAGACCAUCCGCCGGGUGGCAAAAGUCUACAAUUGCACUUGCCCGAUUUUGUACUCUGGCCAUGAGAUUGACCCGGUGGCGCGCCAUUUCAUUUUGAACUCUGACCAUUGUCCAAAGCAUCUUUUUGGUGACAUUGGUGAGCAGUUUCAGCCAAGUGUGAUUGAGCAAAUGCAGUAUUGCUGCACUGUCAUGCAGAAGCGGGCUGAGAAAGCAGCAGAGGCCGGGGGUGAGAAUGAGACUUCAAAGAAGAAGGUGAUGGACUCAAUCAGCAAACGCUGCGUGAUGAAGCUGCUGGCUAUAGCCAAAGCAGCAAUCGCAGAUGGCCGUGUGAAUACCUCAGGCUGGUGCUACGUUCAUGACGGAGAGUGCGAAUUCUGGCCAACGCUGUCGGAAGGAGACAAGGUUUUGGAAGCAGGUGGAAACAGCUGCGUUGCUUUCUCACAGCAGGGCACACAUGGAAGGUGGCUUCACCGCUCAGCGAUUGUGACUGCCCUUUGGCUGGCCAAAACUCGCGCAAGACAAGUGGAUUUUGUUUUGCAAGAAUGUUCUUCUCUUUUCAACACGCAGGAGGCUUUCCAUGAAGCCUUUGGAGAAGGUUUCAAGACCAUCGUCUUGAAGGUGAAGUGUGAAGACCUUGGUGUCCCCAUGGUCCGCUGGAGGAACUACAGCUGGACCAUCAACACCACGACAAUGGACUUGCAGCGGCACUUCACCCGGCAGGACUUUCUGGAUGUUGCCAAACAUCCAAUCGAUGUAGAUGGGCAUGCUUUUUUCCUGGCCCCUGAGGACAUGGUUCAGGAGCAUUUGAGGCGCAAGUUGCUGCACCAAAAGGGCAUCCCAGUUGCUCCAGGUGACAAGGUGGCCAUGGAUGCGGCGUUGGAUGUUGGGUCCAAGCUCCAUCUGCAGGACUAA
Durusdinium trenchii is the source of this 4200-nucleotide messenger RNA. The record is from the annotation of a GenBank genome assembly. NCBI's taxonomy places the organism in Eukaryota, Dinophyceae, Suessiales, Symbiodiniaceae.